Fragaria vesca subsp. vesca is the source of this 703-nucleotide messenger RNA. RefSeq names its product glutaredoxin-C6-like. Lineage: Eukaryota; Viridiplantae; Streptophyta; Magnoliopsida; Rosales; Rosaceae. Bases 52 to 471 code for a protein of 139 amino acids. The record is from RefSeq and is a predicted model, not a curated record. The transcript has a single exon.
CACUACCUCACUCCAACGCUCUCGUUCUCUCUCUCUCUGGCUUUUCCGGCGAUGCAGGGCCUACGUCGUUGCUCCAACGACGUCGUCCAUCUCGGACUCUCCCCCUCCCCUCCUCCACCAAACCCUUCCUCCCUCUCCAUCGACGUCGCCGAGUCCGCCGAGACUCGCAUCCGCCGCCUCAUCUCCGAGCACCCCGUCAUCAUCUUCAGCCGCACUUCCUGCUGCAUGUGUCACGUCAUGAAGAAGCUCCUCGCUACAAUUGGCGUCCACCCUACCGUCAUCGAGUUGGACGACCACGAGAUCGCCGCCCUCCCCUCUCCUCCUCCCUCUUCCGACGACGACCAUCCCCGGAAUAACAUCCCUCCCUCCGUCUUCAUUGGCGGCUCCUGCGUCGGCGGCCUCGAGUCCCUCGUCGCCCUCCACCUCACUGGCCACCUCGUCCCCAAGCUCCUCGAAGUUGGUGCCCUCUAGAUCACCUCCAGCAAAUUAGCUACCAAAAAAACUAUAGUUAUAAUUGUAAUUCCCACCUUCAAUUUAUUGUUCUCUCCCUAAGAUUAGUUUGCUUCUUCUUCUUCUUCUUCUUCUUCUUCAUCUUGCUUAGUAAAAACUGUAAGAUAUGGUAUUGUCGUUGUCGCCUAAAUUCUACUUAGCCUGUCGUAUACGGGACAUGAUCCCAUAUUUAAUAGCGUAAGUUCCACGUUGA